Molecule: messenger RNA, 2161 nt
Organism: Danio aesculapii
Lineage: Eukaryota; Metazoa; Chordata; Actinopteri; Cypriniformes; Danionidae
Product: sterol 26-hydroxylase, mitochondrial-like
Exons: 9
Coding region: 38-1606 (522 amino acids)
Biological process (GO): cholesterol metabolic process; glucocorticoid biosynthetic process; cellular response to peptide hormone stimulus
Cellular component (GO): mitochondrial inner membrane
Molecular function (GO): monooxygenase activity; oxidoreductase activity, acting on paired donors, with incorporation or reduction of molecular oxygen; heme binding
Source: RefSeq, a predicted model, not a curated record
CGGAUCGGUUUCCCUCACUGUUCGCCCUGCCUUCAUAAUGGCUGUUUGUUUUGCUUUGAGCUCUGCAGAAAGGCUCGGAUUGGGUUUUCUGAGACCCACAGCAGCGACCACAGGCUUCAGGAGAGCAACAGGAAAUGCUGCGGCUGCUUCUGUCAGUGUCCAGGACGGCCACAGAAAGCUGAAGACUGAGGCUGACCUUCCAGAGAUCAAAAUCUUUACCAUGUUGUACAGACUGCUUUUUAAAGGCUACUUGAGUCGCAUGCAUGAGCUACAGUUAUAUGAAAAACAGCUUUAUGGCCCCUUGUACAAAAUCAAUGCUGGAAACUUCCAAUCCGUUGCAUUAAACAGUGUGGACUUACUGGAGGAACUCCUUCGAAAAGAUGAGAAGUUUCCUUCCAGGGGAGACAUGACUCUGUGGACAGAAUAUCGGGACAUGAAAGGCAUCGGCUAUGGCCCUUUCACAGAAGAAGGAGAGAAAUGGUACAAACUGCGAGCGGUGCUGAACAAACGCAUGCUGCAUCCAAAGGACUCAGUUCAGUAUGCAGAUGUGGUGAAUGCAGUGAUCACGGACUUCAUCAAACGCAUUUACUAUCUGCGGGAGAUGAGUCCUACAGGGGAUCUGGUCUCUAAUCUGACCAAUGAGCUUUACCGGUUCUCCCUUGAAGGAAUCUCCUCCAUUCUGUUUGAGACACGCAUUGGCUGCCUGGAGAAAGAGAUUCCUGCUGAAACGCAACAUUUCAUUAAUUCUAUUGCACAAAUGCUCACCUACAGCAUGCCCGUAGUGUUCAUGCCCAACUGGACCCGCAAUUACUUGCCAUUCUGGCAGAGGUACAUUGGUGGCUGGGAUGGCAUAUUCAAGUUCGCUGGAAAAAUGAUUGACAUGAAGAUGGAGGCCCUUCAGAAGCGUGUAGAUGCGAAUCAGGAGGUUGCUGGGGAGUAUCUCACAUACCUGCUUUCUAAUGGCAAGAUGAGCAGCAAAGACGUUUAUGGAAGUGUAUCUGAGCUGCUGUUGGCUGGAGUCGACACAACCUCCAACACCAUGUUGUUUGCACUGUAUCACCUCUCAAAAGACCCAGAAACUCAAGACAUUUUGUAUCAGGAGGUAGCCAAAGUCUUAAACGAUGACAGAAUCCCAACAGCACAAGAAGUGAAUGGCAUGUCCUACCUCAAAGCUGUCAUCAAGGAAACAUUAAGGUUGUAUCCUGUGGUGCCCAUGAAUGCUCGGCUUAUUGCAGAAAAUGAAGUUGUUAUUGGUGGACACCUAUUCCCUAAAAACACAACAUUCACUCUGUGCCACUAUGCAAUCAGCCGUGAUGAGAAAGUCUUCCCAGAACCACAGAAGUUCAAACCUGAGCGCUGGCUGCGAGACGGCAGAACCAGACCAAACCCAUUUGGGUCAAUCCCAUUUGGAUUUGGAGUCAGAGGCUGUGUCGGUCGUCGUAUUGCUGAAUUGGAAAUGUAUCUGGCUUUGGCUAGGCUAAUCAAGUUGUUUGAAAUUAGACCAGACCCGACUGUAGGUGAGGUGAGGUCACUGAAUCGUACAGUGCUUGCUCCAGACAGAAAAGUUAAUCUGCAUUUUGUUGAAAGAAAGAAGACUGAAGCAUAGCUAAAGAAGACAUCAUGUUUCAACAAGCUGCAUGUACAUUUGAAAAGCAAUCUGCUGAAGUGAAUUAUGUGAAUGUCACGUAAUAUUCACUCUUACAAAAAUUAUCCUUGGUUUUAUUUUACAUUGUAAAACCCAACAGUCACCUGUAUCAAAUGAGUGUAGUUAACUCAACACUGACUGAAAGUUAAUUCUACUCAUUUGAAAGUUUUUAACGUAUUGUUGAAGGUAAUGAGUUAUUUAAAUAUCUCAUUACUUCAACUUAAAUGAAGUAAGUUCACAGUACUCAUAUAGAUUAGUUUUUAACUCAAAUGUUUUGUAGCAAUCGAUUUCCUCAAACAGUUUGAGUUGCCUUAUUGGGUUUUACAGUACUCAAUUGAUUUGAGUUCUCUUCAUUUAUUGGGUUUAACUGUGCUUAAAUUGCUUCAUUUUCUUAAAUGGAUUAAGUUCACAGUACUCAUUAGGAUUAGUUUUUGAACAGUGUACACUGUGGAAAGUGAUUAUUUACUUAAAGCCAAUUGCCAGUUGCCUUAAAAGCAACAAGUUGAAUUUACAAAA